This is a messenger RNA of Conger conger (European conger), 735 nucleotides long. Its product is annotated as LHFPL tetraspan subfamily member 4 protein-like. Gene Ontology annotation, molecular function: GABA receptor binding. NCBI's taxonomy places the organism in Eukaryota, Metazoa, Chordata, Actinopteri, Anguilliformes, Congridae. The transcript is spliced from 3 exons. Bases 1 to 642 code for a protein of 213 amino acids. Gene Ontology annotation, biological process: sensory perception of sound; gamma-aminobutyric acid receptor clustering. Gene Ontology annotation, cellular component: plasma membrane; postsynaptic membrane; inhibitory synapse. The record is from RefSeq and is a predicted model, not a curated record.
AUGUUGCCCUCUCAAGAAGCCUCCAAAAUUUACCAUGACAACUAUAUGCGCAACUCGCGCGCCAUUGGCGUACUUUGGGCUAUUUUCACCAUAUGCCUCGCCAUUAUAAAUGUGGUGGUCUUUUUCCAGCCGUACUGGAUCGGGGACAGCGUGAGCACGCCGCAAGCCGGCUACUUCGGCCUGUUCCAUUACUGCGUUGGGAACGGUUCCCCCAAUAGGGAGCUCACCUGCCAGGGCACCUUCGCCGACUUCAGCUCCAUCCCUUCCAGCGCCUUCAAAGCGGCUUCUUUCUUCGUGCUGCUCUCCAUGGUGCUGAUCCUGGGCUGCAUCGCCUGCUUCAUACUCUUCUUCUUCUGCAACACCUCCACUGUCUACAAGACGUGCGCCUGGAUGCAGCUGCUGUGUGCGGUGUGCCUGGUCCUGGGGUGUCUGAUCUUCCCGGACGGCUGGGACGCGGAGGUGGUGCGGGACAUGUGUGGGGAGGAGACGGGGAAGUACACCCUGGGGAACUGCUCCGUGCGCUGGGCCUACAUCCUAGCCAUCAUCGGCAUCCUGGACGCCCUCAUCCUCUCCUUCCUGGCCUUUGUGCUGGGCAACCGGCAGAACGAAUUCCUCCUCGACGAGGCCGACAACAAAGAUUGAAGUCUGAGAAAGCAGAGACCCGAAGUUCCGUUGAGUUGAUCCGUCUCUCCGACACCUCCUCACGAUCCCCCUGAUCUGCUCCUCAGGUCAAAU